This is a messenger RNA of Nymphaea colorata (pocket water lily), 1855 nucleotides long. Its product is annotated as vacuolar-processing enzyme. Bases 83 to 1537 code for a protein of 484 amino acids. Gene Ontology annotation, biological process: vacuolar protein processing. The record is from RefSeq and is a predicted model, not a curated record. Gene Ontology annotation, molecular function: cysteine-type endopeptidase activity. Lineage: Eukaryota; Viridiplantae; Streptophyta; Magnoliopsida; Nymphaeales; Nymphaeaceae. The transcript is spliced from 9 exons.
AGGAGGCAAGCCUGCGCCUUCUCUUCUUCCGAUCAGUUUUCCGGGAACCGCCUCACCGUAAUUCGACUCGCCGGAAACUGGCAUGGCCGGCCCUGCGGAGCUGCUUCUCGCCAUAUUUUGUGUGUGCGUACUUACCCUCGCAUCCGGUGAUGGGAACUCCCCGUGGUCCGACAUAAUCCGGCUGCCGUCGGACGAGUCCCUUGACGGGGACUCUGUCGGCACGCGGUGGGCUGUUCUCGUUGCUGGGUCCUCCGGCUACGGGAACUACAGGCAUCAGGCUGAUGUUUGCCAUGCAUACCAAACCCUGAUAAAGGGUGGAUUAAAAGAGGAAAACAUCAUUGUUUUUAUGUAUGAUGACAUUGCUUAUCAUGAAGAAAACCCUCGACCUGGCACCAUCAUUAAUCAUCCACACGGUCAGGAUGUCUAUGCUGGCGUCCCCAAGGAUUAUGUCAAGGAUCACGUUACUGUAGAAAAUUUCUUCGCUGUUCUGCUUGGAAACAAGAGUGCUGUUACUGGAGGAAGUGGCAAAGUCGUUGACAGUGGUCCUAACGACCAUAUUUUUGUCUUCUAUUCUGAUCAUGGAGGACCUGGAGUGCUUGGGAUGCCUACUUAUCCUUACCUUUAUGCUGGUGACCUUGUGAAUGUCCUGAAGAAAAAGCAUGCUGCUGGCACAUAUAAAAGCUUGGUUUUCUAUUUGGAAGCUUGCGAAUCUGGAAGUAUUUUUGAAGGUCAUCUGCCUGAAGACUUGAACAUAUAUGCUACCACAGCAGCAAAUGCUACUGAAAGCAGUUGGGGAACAUACUGUCCUGGUGGAUUGCCUAGUCCUCCUCCUGAGUUUGACACAUGUCUUGGAGACUUGUACAGUGUCUCUUGGAUGGAAGACAGUGAUGUUCAUAAUUUGCAAACUGAGACAUUGAAGCAGCAGUAUCAUCUGGUUAGAGACAGAACUUCAAAUUAUAAUACUUAUAAUUUGGGCUCCCAUGCUAUGCAAUUUGGCGAUUUAGAGCUCACCAAUGAGCAACUCUUCUUGUUCAUGGGAUCAAAUCCAGCAAAUGAGAACUCAUCUUUUGUUAAUGGAAACAACCUUCCAGUGUAUUCAACAGCUGUAAACCAACGAGAUGCUGAUCUUCUUUAUUUUUGGAAUAAGUAUCGAAGGAUGCCAGAAGGAUCUUUAGAGAAAGUAAAUGCUCAAAAGCAGUUGUUUGAUGUGAUGGCCCAUCGCAUGCAUAUAGACAACAGUAUGGAACUUAUUGGGAAACUUCUCUUUGGCUCUAAGAAAGGAGCAGAAGUGCUCAAUACUGUAAGGCCAGCUGGACAACCACUAGUUGAUGAUUGGGACUGCCUUAAGACUAUGGUUCGGGCGUUUGAGAAGCACUGUGGAUCGCUUUCCCAGUAUGGCAUGAAGCACAUGCGCUCAAUUGCUAACAUCUGCAACGCAGGACUCAGGAAGGAAACCAUGGAAGAUGUCUCUGCACAGGCUUGCACCGUAAUCCCUGCAGGGCCAUGGAGUUCUCUUAGCAGGGGAUUCAGUGCAUAAAUCAAGAAUCUUCGGCGGUUCAUUCUUGAGGGAUCAUUGCUUACAUUGCCUUGAGAUAAGUUGGUUCUACUAGGAUCUCUUGUACAGCUCAAAAUGUAAGUAAGCACGUCGUGUCAUUCUUGUCCGUAUUGUUGUUCUCCUAUAUGGUUUGAUGUAAAGGGAAGGGCCUCUUCAGUGAUAGCAGAUUGAUGGAGGCCCCCCUCCUGCCCACUAGAAAAAGAAAAAAUUACACCAACCUCAAGUUGAAACCGGAAACUUACACUGUCAUAUUAACCUCUAUCAAAUAAAGCCAAACCCUUAUGGGCAAUUUCAUAUUUA